AUGUCUCACCACAACCUUCACGCCUUGCCACAGAUCUCGGCCAAUCAACAUCCUCCCGCCAAUUUGUAUCAGUCUCAGCUUCUCGAGCCGUCGAUCGAGCUACCAAACUUGGUCCGGCCCUCUGGAGCUCACCACCCUCACGCCACUUCUGUCUCUCUGUCUCUCUGUCUCUCCGUCUUCCCUUUCCUUUUCCUCCCUUUGAACAUCAGCCUCAAGACCUGCUUUGUCUGCCAGCAGCAACUGCCCGAUGCCUUGUCUGUCUACGCUGUUGCUUCAGACGUGAGCUUGCGCAUCGCCCAAACCCUGGGCCCACGAUGCAUCGAUCUCCCUGACAAUCAGGACAGUGUCGCAUUCGCGGAGUUUCUGAAGCGCGUGCCCAGCCGUUCCUUGGGAACGCCCUCCAAGAUGUUUUGGGUGCCCAAUACCAACCAUAAGAUUGCCUACAGCUUUCGCACCCGCGCAGAGGGCCUGCAUGAGCUCCAAUGGCUCCACAGAGCGUUUUCAAAUCGCAUCAUUCGCAAUGUACCGCGACAAGCUUGUGGUAUCGUUGUUGGACCUCAAGGCGCUACUGCGCGCAGCAUUGAACGUGAAAGCAAGGGCAUCGUCAUGGUAUCGGAAAACAUUCGCGUGGGUGACGACAUGCGGCAGGUUUGGAUUGUGACUCUCAAUGAGGCGGACUUGGAGGGCGCACGUGCUCGGGUGGAUAGCCUCUUGGCCACGGCCAUCUCCGGCGGAUCCGUGGGCAAUGGGACCUCUUAUGGGCAUUUCUCUCAAGGGCGAGGUGGCGUGGCUCACCAGAUGGCCCCCGCUGGUCAAGCCACGCCAGAUCGCGUCGUAAUGCUUUCAUCUUCGCAACUGACCGAGGAAGUCUCAACUGUUCUCGAAUACGCCGCACGUCUCUCGGAUCUGGGGCCCAUGUCGUUCAAGUGGUCCAAAGACGGGAUUUACACGCGGUCUGAAAAUUUGGCCAGUGCAUGGCAAGAAUACCAACAGUGGCAGCUCCUGGUCGCUCGGCGCACCAUCAUGCAUUUGCCUGCCGGGUUGGUGGGCUAUCGCCUUGUCGGCACCAAGGGCUCAAAUAUUGUUCCCAUUGCCCGUGAUUCCUCCGCUAUUGUCAUCAUCAUUCCUGUCCGAGGCCCACCCAAGGAGAUCUGGGUCGUGGGUAAUCCCUCGGCUCAGCAGGCGGCCAUUCCUCGUCUCGAGGCGUUGGUGCGGCUCCAAUCACCCAACUACCGUUUUUCCGAUGGCACUGAAUCACGCUCCUCCUCGGCGUCAUCCAGCGGUCGCGCAUCGCUGCGCUCAAGUCGCAGCGUGCGUAGCCCACGCUCGGAUUUCAUCUUCAGGACCGCGGAAAAGGUCGAUGCUGAGCUGCGGCACAUGAUUCGAGUCAUUCCCAUUAGCGUGUUUGAGAAUGAGUGGAAACCCAUUGUGGUUGACGACGCUGGCAACUUGAUUGCACGCACGGACACCCAACAUGCCAAUGCCAUCUUCAACCACCUGAGCCAUCUCUUCAGGACGCGCAUGAUCAUCCGUCUGCCUAGCACGGUAGAAGCACCCCGCAUCAUUGGUCACGCUGGACGUAACCUUAAAGAAGUGUUCAGCCGAACGGGUGCGGUUGCCACCGUCUUCCCCAACAAACCUCAACCGGGAGUGACACAACGACUUUGGCUGAUUGGAGACCCGGCACAGCAGAUGAGCGCCAAGCAGCAAGUCGAGUCUAUUGCUGGGCAAGCUCUGGAUGAAUUCAUCGAGUCCUCCCCGCAGGCCGAGCCGCAGGCCAUGAUGGCUGCUGCCCUUGCGGCCGCUGGGGCUGCUGCCUCCCACGGCAUCUACGACACACGCCUACUGAAUGCUGGUCCGGCUCUUCCAUCUUCCCGUCGGGCCAGCGCCUCCUCCGCUCAUAGCAGUGCCAGUGGCAGUCGCUCUGUCCCCCCGGUUGAUGUGGUACAUCGCUUCUCUGAUCUUUCGCUGGGUGGUGCUGGCAAUGCAAGCGCGGGUGGCAGCUUUGAUUUUGGGGGGGAAGGUCUCCUCUAUGGCGCGCAGCUCGAAUAUCCCGGCUCGCGAGAUGAUGUUUUUCAGAGCCCACCGUUGGCAUCGCCCCUACCAGAUGCCAAUGGGCUGUCUGGAGCAGCCUCUGGCUUUUCAACAGGAGCACCGCCAUCUCGCUCCGACUCACUCAGCAGCCAGAACAACAGCUGUGCCUCCAGCCCUGGGCACCACACCUCGCUCAUGAACCAAAUGAGUGCGUUGCCGCGGGCAGGUCGUGUCCCCACACCCAGAGCUAAAGAAAUGGCUAGACUGCUAACACAGCGCAAUGGUCGCAUCGCACGCGAGGACGGCAUGGGAAAUGGUACUGAUCCAGACUUGCGGCGUGGUGCCUCGCCCAUCCAUGGCCUGAACGGGCUGAUUGAGCCCGGUCCGCAAGCCUUGCACUGCAGCGUGCAAUCCUUCAACCUGCCAACGACGUCACCUUUGCCAUGGAAGCCGGACGAUGGACAGCGCCACUCCUUUGACAUCUACACCAUUGACAAUCAUGGUGAAAAGCACCUCUACAACACAUUUCUCGUCAACCGUGCCGCCCUGUCUGAAAUUGUGCAGACCCAAGCCGCCUCGCUGGACAUUGAUCUGGUUCCAGUCGACAUGCGCAUGGGCCUCAUGCUUGGCGAGAAGGAUGUGCCAGUAGUCAUGGCAGAAGACGCGGCACUUGGUCAGGCCACCGGCACCAGUACCAACAGCAGCUCGGUUGCCGUCUUGCUGUGCCCACGUGCCAAGCUGCGCGAACUCCGCGUCUACGUGCGUGAGCUUGAUCGCCAACUCGUUUUGUGGGCCAGUGCCUCGACAACGGUGGCAGACGUGAUGAGGGCGUGUUUAUACUAUACCCAAAGCGUUACCUCGGUGGUGUACAUUCGUGACGUUGAAGGCCUGGUCGUGCGGCCGCACGUGCCCUGCCACUGCCUGCCCGCGCAGGUUACGCUGCAGGCUCAUCUGCAGAGCUCAGCAUGCUUGGUGCGUUUAGGCAAGACUGGCACGCACUCAAGUCUAGUCGCACCUGACGCACCCGUUACACCAGCCACGCUGCGGGCUUGCCUACAACACGCCAAACUUUGCGGCAAGGACGAUUUGGUUGUGGUGGCAGCCCCACAGGCACAGGGCAGCACGCCGCCCUCCAUGCGCGACCUCAUUGGCCAAAAUUUCAUGGUCACGGUGCUCGAGCAGCCCACCGCACGCAACUUUGCAGUCACCGUGGCAAUCAACGGCCAUGCCCAGCAAAGCAUAUUGAAUCUCCCACUCCACGACCCCGUUGAUCGUUUGGCCACCUUGGCCACUUGUCAGAUCUACCAAAGAAACAUUCCCCAAGACCAAGCCAGCCGCGCUCGCCUCGUCGACCCCAGCUCAAAUCAAGUUAUCGCCUCACUGGCCGAGCUGAGCUCCAGCAAGUCUCCGCCCAGCGUGACGAUUCAGCUUCCAACGCCGGUGGUUCUCAACGUUCCUGAAAGUAUGCCCAUGAUUGUCUACGUGCACGACGAUACAACGGGCGUCGAUGUCCGCGAAAACCUGCCUCAGCACUUGCAACAAUGUCGCUUGCUCGUGUAUCCCAAAACUGGGCAACCCGAUGACGCCCGGCCUUGGGCCACCAGUGAAAUGUACUCAAACAUGUGCUCCGAUUUUGGCGUUGCCCGUCCCGAUCAGCUUCAGAUUUUGUUGCGAGCUUGA
Messenger RNA from Monosiga brevicollis MX1, 3714 nucleotides. RefSeq lists its product as uncharacterized. The transcript has 10 exons. Gene Ontology annotation, molecular function: mRNA binding. Lineage: Eukaryota; Choanoflagellata; Craspedida; Salpingoecidae. Gene Ontology annotation, cellular component: nucleus; cytoplasm. Bases 1 to 3714 code for a protein of 1237 amino acids. Gene Ontology annotation, biological process: regulation of gene expression. The record is from RefSeq and is a predicted model, not a curated record.